AUGGCCGCCGGCGGAGGCGGAGGUGGGGACAUCAGCGCCGACUCGGAGCGGCGCCUCAAGAAGGCCAUGGACAAGCUCUACCACUUCCCCAAGCCUAAGUCGAGUAGCACCGGCGGCUCCAAGCCCUCUUCGUCGGCUCCAAGCUCCGGGAGAGCGGCGGGGAAAGCAGCGGUGGAGGCGGCGAGAAGGCUCGGGGUGGUGCGCGGGUCGCGGCUCCCGCCUCAGCUGUCGGCCAUGUCAGCGAUCUGGCCGCCACCGCCGUGCCGCCCCUGGGACCGCGCCGACCUGAUGCGUCGGCUCGGGUCAUUCAAGGCCAUGACCUGGUUCGCCAAGCCCAAGGUUAUUAAUCCUGUUAACUGCGCAAGAAGAGGAUGGACUAACAUUGAGCCAGAUGUUAUAACAUGUGAAGCUUGUGGGGCACGACUCCUGUUCUCCACUCCUUCCUCGUGGACAACACAGCAAGUUGAAAAGGCUGCUGCUGUUUUCAGCCUGAAGCUGGACACUGGGCAUAAACUACUGUGCCCGUGGAUUGAUAACAUAUGUGAUGAAUCACUUGCUUUAUUUCCACCAACACCUCCUCCUGUUUUAGUUGGGAACUACUAUGAGCUUUUGUCCUCUCUGCUGCGACUUUUAGCAUUCCCAAGAAUUUCCUGCUCUUCUCUUGAGACCAUGAAAAAGAGGAGUCCACAGCUAGAGCAGUUCCUAUCAGAACCAUUCUCUCCAUCAGUUGUUCUCAAAGGGGGAUUUAUGCUUACUGAGGACUCUACAAUUAAGGAUUUGGAUGGUGCUUUUCAAGAUGCUGACACAUAUUAUCAGGCACUUAAGAUAAUAAGUUUAUUUGGAUGGGAACCCCGCCUACUUCCUUAUGCUAUUGACUGUGGAACUGAGUUUCAUUCAGAUGCAAACUCUACAUCUAAAUUGGCUCAACCAGAGCAAUCAAGUAAGACAAUGGAGGAUCGGGUCAUAUUUUACUCACCUGAUGAUGCUAAUGGUGCUCGACCAUCUGCUAAUGUUAAUCAAGAAGAUCAGCAUUAUGAUCCAUUAUCAGUUGUUUUAGAUUGCCAAUUUUGUGGUGCAUGUGUUGCCUUGUGGCCCUUUUCUCUUGUACAACGACCUCUUCAACUCUUUAAGCUGAUUUCAGAUUCUAAUAGACAAGAUGACCAGGAUAAUGGACAUGCCAACGUAGUCGGUGGAGUAGGACGUUCAAAGGAUGCCAACAUUGGUUUUAAUUUCACCAUUGCUGGGGGUCCUCCACCAACUAGACAAAGUUUCCGACCAAAAGUUUCAUUUCCUGUCGGGCAAAAGCAUGACCAGCCAGGAGAAAAUUCUGAAAAGAGCAUACCAAACUCGGUAGUGAGCACUGAACAGAAACAAGGUGGUUCACAUUCCAAUACAGAUAAGGAUACCAAAUUGGAUGAUGCUUCCAAUGUAGAGCAACCAGAAACAAGUUCUCCUUCAAGAAAAAGUAUAACAAGAUCAGAUGCGGCUGUUGAUCAACAUGGAUUGGAACCUAGAUUUUGCUCAGUUCAGGAAAAACAAGGACUGUAUGACAGAAUGAAUGAGUUUGAUCCUAUCAAGCAGCACCGGACAUUCUGCCCUUGGAUUUCCCCUGAUUACGGCGAACCCUUGCCUGGAUGGAGGCUGACUCUCUCGGCAUUACUUGCUCAGGACAAAAGAUCUGAUGGGGACUUGCAAGUGGAGGUUCAGACCAGCCUUCUCGAUGAGGAGGAUGACCCUCUUACCACUGUUAGAAAGCUUUUCAUGACACCACCUCCAAAAAGGAGGAGGAUACAUCAAUCCGAAAAGAGCUAA
Miscanthus lutarioriparius is the source of this 1812-nucleotide messenger RNA. The record is from the annotation of a GenBank genome assembly. Lineage: Eukaryota; Viridiplantae; Streptophyta; Magnoliopsida; Poales; Poaceae.